AUGCCCCCCUCCACAGCCAACAACCCUUCCCAAUCUGGUAGCUUCCAGACCAUAGUCUAUGUCGGCCUCAAAAAGUAUUAUGACUUCAUCUUGUUCUGGACCAGCAUAGUCGCCUACACUCUCACCAUUGUCGUUCUGGCCACGCUGGACUCUUCAACCUGCCCCGUGCCCAGACUCCAAAUGUCGGCAGAUGGCGCACGCCUCGGCGUCAAUUUCAUUGUAUACUGCUUCUUUAUGCCCUCUCCCCCUGGACGAUCAUCCCAGCAGGGUGGGCAGCAACCCCUGGUGCUGGGAAUGACGAGGUUGCAACAGAUCAAGAUAGCUUCCGCGGUCAUCUUCACUGUUUUUGGUUUCGCCGCCCUGAUGCUGCAAAUAGCACACACGGCCUCAGUGGAGAGACAUGAAGCAUGUCUGAGUGCGAUACUGUGCCCAGACUCCUUCGACAAGCCACCCUGCACGGGAGUUCAGGGCCAGUUCUGUCGUAAUCCCUCUGUCAAUCCUGCUCAAGCGCUUAUCAAGGACAAUAUCCGCGCAGAGACGAUUGAUGGGGGGUACCGAUUCGACUUUGACGCCGACACCCUAAGCCGAACAGCACGAGCGACUUCGUCUUUGUUGGCGGUUGCAACUGGACCUACCUCACGGUCCUUGAUGUGUAAGCUCUUUCUCCUAUCUGUGUGGUCACCGCAGCAGGCUAACCAUUUUUCACCCUUCCCUCAAUCAUCGUUCAACAUCAUCGUAUCACCUGUUCUGCUGCUCCCGCAUCUUCUUGCUCCGGCAAUCCACUACGUCGUAUCGUCACCCUGCACUUCAUCCCACCAACAAACCCAAACCAUUCCCGACUCUACGGUCACCCCUCCCGCCUACUCCUCGACCAUCAUCCUGCCCAAAUCCAGCCUCCCCGCCGCCAACAAGACCCGCUUCCAAGUGCCCGUGGAAGCUGCAUUCAACUGCAGCUCAUCGGAGAAGCUGUCCCUCGGUGUCGUCGUUAGAAUCGCCGAGACGGAGAAGGCGAAGGAGCUGGAGAGGGGGGAUAGGGUCAGGUUGGAGGAGAAGAAGGGCUUGACGAGGAUUGCCGGGGAGGGGAAGGGUGAUUGGUAG
Cryptococcus wingfieldii CBS 7118 is the source of this 1098-nucleotide messenger RNA. RefSeq lists its product as hypothetical. The coding region runs from base 1 to 1098 and encodes 365 amino acids. The record is from RefSeq and is a predicted model, not a curated record. Lineage: Eukaryota; Fungi; Basidiomycota; Tremellomycetes; Tremellales; Cryptococcaceae. The transcript has 6 exons.